CAUGUCACCUCCUGCAAGCAUUAAGUGUGCGUGUCUCCUGCUUGACAGAAAGAUCUCUCAGCCUUCAGUGUUAACUUAAUUUUUAUGAACUCAGGAUUGUUCAAGUGUGCAUUGUUAUAUUACAAGAAGCCUUAUCUACAGUUCAUUACAUUAGAUAAUAGUGUUACAUCUUGUGUGUUCAGACGUUUGGCUUUUAUCUGUCUAGGAUGUAUUGCUGUUGUUGGGGAGAAACUGACUGCGCUGAUUUUGGAUUAACAGCCAAGGAUCAAUGCUUUCCUCUUUUAUAUGGUAAAGAAAUAAUUUAUGAGAUAAGUUUUCAGAAUGGCAAUUUAGUUAUUGUACUAAGAAAUGGAAAAACUAUACUAUUUGAAGAACAAGAGAGCCUGGCACAACAGAGACAUAAAGCAAAAGUUGUUGCAGUAAAAGGUGAAAGUAUUCACACUGCAGUUUCUGGAGAAUCACAUGUUCUGUUCCUCACAAGGGCAGGAGAGGUCUAUGAAUUGAUGUGUUUUGCAAAAAAGUCAGAAACAGUUUGCCCCAGGCUGAUACCAAACCUACAAGGCAUCCCUAUAAUACAGAUUGCAUGUGGAAGGCACCAUUCCCUAGCCCUUUCUCAAGAUGGAAAGCUUUUUAGCUGGGGCUUGAACACCUUUGGUCAGCUUGGCAUUACUAAAAAGAAAGUUGUUCUCUCUAGCCCACGUCACCUUGUGAAUCUGGAAGGGGUACCGCUGGCGCAAAUUUCUGCAGGAGGUGCACACAGUAUCGCUGUUUCGUUGUCAGGCACAGUAUUCACAUGGGGUCGAAAUAAUGCAGGACAGCUGGGACUUGGCAGCACAGAAGACAAAUACAGUCCUAAUAUUGUCAGGUCAUUGGAACAGAAGAAGACAAUUUUUGUCAGUUGUGGAGAAGAGCACACAGCCAUUCUGACCAAGGAUGGAAUGGUGUUUACCUUUGGAGCUGGAGGUUAUGGACAACUAGGGCACAACUCGAGCAGAAAUGAACUUAAACCUCGUCUUGUGGCUGAGCUUCUUGGAGUCCAAGUCUCUCAGAUCGCCUGUGGCUGGUAUCACACACUUGCUUAUGUCUGCACCACUGGAAAGCUUUACACGUUUGGCUGUGGACUACAAGGCCAGCUGGGAAACAGAAAGAGAUGUAAUCAAUUAGUGCCACUUUCUGCUGAAUUACCAUUGACUACAAAAAACGGUGAAAGUCUUUCAGACAAAAUCCCAAAUCUGAUAAAGAGAAUACAUGCUGGAGGAAACCAGAGUAUGAUUAUUUAUUCAGAAGUGGAGAACUGCAGUAUUUCUGAAGACCAGUUUGCAAACAGUAUGAACAAAAGGAUUGCUAUAUUAAAUGAUGGAACAGUGCAAAAAUGGAUUAAUAACACUGAUAACAAGAAAAGAAUGAAGAUAAAGAGAGAGAUCGGCAUAAUCUUUUCUUCUGCGUCAUGUGUAAACGGAAGCUUCCUGGAAACAAGCAAUGAUCAGCACUUUAAGACAUCACCAGUGGAACUCGGAGUGGACAUGUCAGCAGUUUAUCUGUUUUUUGAGAAAGUCAAGCAGCGUCCUUAUAUCUUUGAAGAGGUGAAGACAUCGGUGAAGAAGAUGCUGGCAUCAUUGACAGAUUCCCCGAUAUGUGCAGAGGCCCUGCGAGUCUAUCUGAUUGUACCUGAACUGAUACGUUUGCUUGAUGAAGAAUAUGAUAUUAGUUUAUUGACUGACCUUUUAUCAAAUGCCAUCUUAAAUCUCAAGAAAGACAAGCGAAAGAUGUUUGCAUCAUUGUUGACUGCAUUCCCAACGAGUUUCUUCAAGAUGUUUGUGAACUUAUAUCAACGGGUGUCCAAGCAGUGUUUCCAAAAGACAAUGGAGAAAUACAGUGAAAAGAAUAUAAAACAAUUGAAAAUGAUUUUGCACAUACUUCAGAGCUUUUACCAGGUUAACUUGGAUGCUGGGUUAAAAAUACAGGAACAAAACUUCUAUGUACCUGAAGUGACCCGCGCCUUUAAGGACCUUAGAGACAGGUGCCUACAAUUAAGAAACUGGGAAGAAUUUAAAAACCCCAUGCUCUUACUAUUGUCAUUGAAAGAUUUUCCCUGUAUCUUUGAUAUGGAAGGUAAACUCGAAAUGUUUGAACUUGGCAAUGCCAUAGCUUUACAGAAAAUGAUUCCAGGAAUGGACAACAGUCUACCUGUCAGAAGAGAAAAUAUUCUGCAAGAUGCCUUUCACUUUCUAAGAAGAAGAAGUCCUAAUAAUUUUCAGGCACCAUUACAGGUAUAUUUUUCAAGAGAACAAGGUGUUGAUCAAGGUGGACUUUCACAAGAAUUCUUCACUUUAGUUACAAAGGAACUGUGUACCCCAGAGGCAAACAUAUUCAAGCAUUAUGAAGACUCUCGAUUAAUCUGGUUUCCUGAAGAUGGAUCCAGAACAGGUGAUGAGUACCAUCUAGCUGGGGAAAUCUGUGGACUGGCCCUGUACAACCGGUGCGUGGCUGACUUCCACUUUCCUCUGGCAUUGUACAAGAAACUACUGAAUAUUCGACCAACCUUAGAAGACAUGCAUGAGCUUUCUCCCACUGAAGGAAGGUGCCUACAAGGACUACUUGAUGAAGAUUAUGAUGACGUCAUUGACAGGCUGAUGCUGGAUUUUACAAAACUAAGCACAAAUGAUGGAUCUGUUGCUGAGCUUAUCCCAGAUGGGGAAGCAACUCCUGUGACCAGACACAACAGAAAGCAGUAUGUCGAUGCUUAUGUGGAUUAUGUAUUCAAUACCUCUGUGAAGAAAAACUUUGAAGAUUUUGCUUAUGGAUUUAAAAAAGGAUGCAGUAAUGUCAUGUGGGCAAUGUUUGUUCCUGUUGAACUCAUGGCAAUAAUCCAUGGAAAUACAGUAUAUGACUGGGAACAAUUGGAAAAGAAUGCGAAAUACAUAGGGUAUGAUGUCUCCAGUGAAGUUAUCAAGAAUUUCUGGACAGUAUUUCAUGAUCUUUCAGAAGAAAUGAAGAAGAGGUUCCUAGCUUUUUUAACAGGAACUGAUAGAAUCCCAGUAGGAGGAAUGGAAAAGUUUACUUUUACUAUCUGUAACCAAGGAUUCUUAUAUUCAGACUUAUUCUACCCUUCUGCCAACACUUGCGCUCGCAUUUUGUACCUUCCUUGCUACAGUAGUAUCGAGGCUCUAAGGAUCAGGUUACAACAUGCCUUACAGUUCUUUGAGGAAUUUGGCUUGGCCUAACUGAAUGUAUGCCAGUAGCUUUGUCUACCUCAAAAUGUCUUCCUUAAAUGUAAUUAUAACUUAUUUCUUAGUAUGCCAGCAGAUUUGUCUACUUCAGACUAUCUUCCUUGAAUACAUUUAUAAUUUAUAUUACAAUCUAUAUUAAAUUCUAAAUAUUACUUAUUUAUAAAAUAAAGACAAACUUAAUAAUUUUUUAACCAAUGGAUGUAUUCACCUUGAGCUGAUUCUUUGUGUAAGACUUGAAACCAGACAGUGUUGAUGACAUGUCCAACUGUGCAGUGGUCUUAUUUUUUGAACAUUUAGUAUUCAUGAUCACAUGAGUAGAUUUCAUCCCUGCCACACCGUCUGAAUUUGGUGAUUUUUUGCAGUGUGUUUCCAUGUUACCCACUAUGUAUUUUUUACAUAUUUCCUCCAUAGUGAUAUUAAUUAAAUGUCUUAAAAUUGCUUUCUUUAUUGCACUUAAAUGUUACAUAAAACCUGUUUUGCCAAACUACAUUUUAAUGUAAAAAAAACCUUUCUUGUAACCUGGUCAGCUGCAAUCUUAGGUUAUGAGAGAUGAAUGUAUUUACAUAAUUAUGUUAUCAGUUACAGGAGAUGUAUUAAAGUACAUAUGUGUAUAUUUUUGUAUUAAAUUUUUGUGUGUGAGUAAAAUUUA
Molecule: messenger RNA, 3879 nt
Organism: Protopterus annectens (West African lungfish)
Lineage: Eukaryota; Metazoa; Chordata; Ceratodontiformes; Protopteridae
Product: probable E3 ubiquitin-protein ligase HERC4
Exons: 24
Coding region: 207-3224 (1005 amino acids)
Biological process (GO): ubiquitin-dependent protein catabolic process; protein ubiquitination
Molecular function (GO): ubiquitin protein ligase activity
Source: RefSeq, a predicted model, not a curated record